GCCUGUUAUAUCCGACAGUUCACCAUCGACGACGAUGAGCUCAACGGUGCAGAGUCAAUUUGUAGAUGCACAGACGACUGCACCUCCAAAGGUAGAAGAAAUUGGCGCUACCAGCGGACCUCUGAAAAGCGCCGCAUUUUUCAUCGGGGCUUAUUGCAAAGAGUACAAUGAGGAUUUCAUGCUAUGCAAAGCAGAGAACAGGGACCCAGCCCAUUGCUUGAAGGAGGGCAGGAGAGUGACGAGAUGUACGGCUGACUUGCUCACGAAAAUGCGAGAGAACUGUGCGAAGCAAUUCGAGACCCACUGGAACUGCCUUGAGCGAAAUAACCAGGAAUACUACAUGUGUCGCAAACCCGAACGAGCUCUGAAUUCUUGCAUGUUUGAGAAGCUGGGCUUGCUCAAGACCAUUCCCGGAACGCCAGAGGGCCAGAAACCGAUACACGAAGUGGAAAAUCCCGUUUACACGGGCGUCCAAAAGUGACGGCAUUUAUACCUACGUAGACGAUGUAUAACAUUAUAUUUCAAACUUCAAACAAUGGCCCACUAGGACGCCAAGCUGCCGACUCCAUGACGUCCUUCUGUGGAGGUAUCUGCAUCAAUAGAUCCUUUCCUUCAACUGCAUAAUGAGAAGCAUUCUUCGCAGCCCUU
This is a messenger RNA of Guyanagaster necrorhizus, 648 nucleotides long. Its product is annotated as NADH dehydrogenase alpha subcomplex subunit 8. Gene Ontology annotation, cellular component: respiratory chain complex I. The transcript has 5 exons. NCBI's taxonomy places the organism in Eukaryota, Fungi, Basidiomycota, Agaricomycetes, Agaricales, Physalacriaceae. The record is from RefSeq and is a predicted model, not a curated record. The coding region runs from base 35 to 481 and encodes 148 amino acids. Gene Ontology annotation, biological process: mitochondrial electron transport, NADH to ubiquinone.